GCGGAUCAGGCGCAGGUUUAUGACGUAUGUGACGCGCCAGGACGUGAUGUAAACAUGGCUGAAGGCGGCAGUACGAAGGCUAUGAACGAAAACGUGCCUGUUUAUGAACACGUCGAAGUGAAUACUAAAGCAUUUCACAUCGGGAGCUUUAGAGAUUUAUGGCUAAGCGUGCUGAAGCCGGAGGAUUACUGCUUUAACCAAACAGACAGUGAAGUAGAGGAUGCAGAGUUUAUAGAGACGAUGGGAAUCACACCUGAUACUCUGCAGGAGCUGAAAACUAUCUGCAGCCCUGAAUCUCUUCGCUGUCAUCCUGCAGAUGAAGAUCCUGAUCCUGACGACAUUCCAGCAGACACUCAGCUCGCCACCUUAAAACUGAGGAAGAAGAGACUGGACUAUAAAAAGAGUCUCUCACGGGACGGUGUGGGACGUCACGACGCGUAUGCUAAUGAACUGGAAAUGCUCACGCUGGGCAGGAGAACCGAAGACACCACAGACAUCAUUCCUGAGGGCGAAAUCGUCCUCACCUUCAACGUCAUCUAUCCUAUCCUGUUUAAGCGAUUUAAACACGUGAGGGCGUAUCAGACGCUGCAUAUUCUGGGCUCACAGAACCUCACUGAGCUCAGAGACUCCAUCUGCUGUGUGAGUGACCUGCAAGUGUUUGGAGAGUUCAGUAACACACCUGAUAUGGUGCCACAAUUCAUCAGCAAGGAUCACUACAAAUCUGCGUUCUUCUACUUCGAGGGAAUUUUCUACAACGACAUGCGCUUCCCAGAGUGUCGUGAUAUCAGCAAGGUGACACGUGAUUGGGCCAAAACCCGGAGAGAAUUCCCUGAGUUUAAAACGGCGAAGAUGGAGGAGACGACGUUCAGUGACCUGAGGAUGAAGGUGGGAUAUCCGUAUCUGUACUGCCAUCAGGGAGACUGUGAACAUGUCCUCAUCCUCACAGACGUCAGGAUGGUCCAUAGGGACGACUGCUUAGACAGGAAGUUGUAUCCACUGCUGUCACACAAGCACAGGGUCGUGACUCGGAAAUGCUGCGUGUGUCACCUGUACAUCAGCAGGUGGAUAACGACGAACGACGCUCUGGCUCCAUCAGACCCGUGUCUGUACUGUGAUCAGUGUUUCCGUCUGCUGCACUACGACCAACACGGCAACAAGCUGGGAGACUUCCAGGCCUACGCUUAUGUCGACCCCGGAGCGUUUAACUGAACACACACACACACACACACACACACACACUUUUUUUCUGUAUAAAUAUGUUUACAUGUAAAUGAUCACAGUGUGAAAUUAUUUAUCGAUGUUUAACUUUAGACAUUUAUUUGAAUGUAAACACUGAAGCUGUAAACAACAUGUUUUUGUUCAGCUUUGGAAUAAAGUUAAGUUGUGUAUCACAA
Messenger RNA from Tachysurus vachellii, 1394 nucleotides. It is a transcript of the gene snapc3, whose product is annotated as small nuclear RNA activating complex, polypeptide 3. Gene Ontology annotation, cellular component: snRNA-activating protein complex. Gene Ontology annotation, biological process: snRNA transcription by RNA polymerase III; snRNA transcription by RNA polymerase II. Gene Ontology annotation, molecular function: RNA polymerase III type 3 promoter sequence-specific DNA binding; bent DNA binding; core promoter sequence-specific DNA binding. Lineage: Eukaryota; Metazoa; Chordata; Actinopteri; Siluriformes; Bagridae. The record is from RefSeq and is a predicted model, not a curated record. The transcript is spliced from 9 exons. Bases 55 to 1209 code for a protein of 384 amino acids.